UUGGGCCUCAGUGUCCCCGAAGAUCAUGAUGGCAUAUAUGAACCCGGGGCCCCACUAUUCUGUCAACGCCUUGGCCCUAAGUGGCCCCAGUGUGGAUCUGAUGCACCAGGCUGUGCCCUACCCAAGCGCUCCCAGGAAGCAGCGGCGGGAGCGCACCACCUUCACCCGGAGCCAACUGGAGGAGCUGGAGACACUGUUUGCCAAGACCCAGUACCCAGACGUCUAUGCCCGCGAGGAGGUGGCUCUGAAGAUCAAUCUGCCUGAGUCCAGGGUUCAGGUGUGGUUCAAGAACCGGAGGGCUAAAUGCAGGCAGCAGCGACAGCAGCAGAAACAGCAGCAGCAGCCCCCAGGGGGCCAGGCCAAGGCCCGGCCUGCCAAGAGGAAGGCGGGCACGUCCCCAAGACCCUCCACAGAUGUGUGUUCAGACCCUCUGGGCAUCUCAGAUUCCUACAGUCCCCCUCUGCCCGGCCCCUCAGGCUCCCCAACCACGGCAGUGGCCACUGUGUCCAUCUGGAGCCCAGCCUCAGAGUCCCCUUUGCCUGAGGCGCAGCGGGCUGGGCUGGUGGCCUCAGGGCCGUCUCUGACCUCCGCCCCCUAUGCCAUGACCUACGCCCCGGCCUCCGCUUUCUGCUCUUCCCCCUCUGCCUAUGGGUCUCCGAGCUCCUAUUUCAGCGGCCUAGACCCCUACCUUUCUCCCAUGGUGCCCCAGCUAGGGGGCCCAGCUCUUAGCCCCCUCUCUGGCCCCUCCGUGGGACCUUCCCUGGCCCAGUCCCCCACCUCCCUAUCAGGCCAGAGCUAUGGCGCCUACAGCCCCGUGGAUAGCUUGGAAUUCAAGGACCCCACGGGCACCUGGAAAUUCACCUACAAUCCCAUGGACCCUCUGGACUACAAGGAUCAGAGUGCCUGGAAGUUUCAGAUCUUGUAGAGGACGCAGUCUCC
This is a messenger RNA of Pan troglodytes (chimpanzee), 939 nucleotides long. It is a transcript of the gene CRX, whose product is annotated as cone-rod homeobox. The record is from RefSeq and is a predicted model, not a curated record. The transcript is spliced from 3 exons. Gene Ontology annotation, molecular function: RNA polymerase II cis-regulatory region sequence-specific DNA binding; DNA-binding transcription factor activity, RNA polymerase II-specific. Lineage: Eukaryota; Metazoa; Chordata; Mammalia; Primates; Hominidae. Gene Ontology annotation, cellular component: nucleus. Gene Ontology annotation, biological process: regulation of transcription by RNA polymerase II; multicellular organism development. Bases 26 to 925 code for a protein of 299 amino acids.